This is a messenger RNA of Fopius arisanus, 6505 nucleotides long. It is a transcript of the gene Lk6, whose product is annotated as Lk6 kinase. The transcript is spliced from 4 exons. Bases 983 to 2557 code for a protein of 524 amino acids. Lineage: Eukaryota; Metazoa; Arthropoda; Insecta; Hymenoptera; Braconidae. Gene Ontology annotation, biological process: peptidyl-serine phosphorylation; intracellular signal transduction; protein autophosphorylation. Gene Ontology annotation, molecular function: ATP binding; calmodulin binding; calcium-dependent protein serine/threonine kinase activity. The record is from RefSeq and is a predicted model, not a curated record. Gene Ontology annotation, cellular component: nucleus; cytoplasm.
UGGUGAGAAUGUGAGAUCAGUCGGAAACCAGCUGCCGAGUACAGAGCAGUGAGGGAAGGUGAACGUGAAGAUUAGGCCAGAUGUGUUAACCGGAGAAUUUUUGAGCGCUUCCGAGCCCAUUAAACGCUUUGUGCGAGAGGCUGUGUGAUAGCGAAGUUUAAUCAACAUCUCAGGGUAAUUGAACAACAUCAGUUCAACAUCAACGGACCCCUAAGCUCCGGUUAGAGGAGUCCUUCGAUUGAUAUCGGAGGAUUGGAGAAAUUGAAUAAUUUUUCGGGGGAUAACAUCGCACUCGGAGUGCGUUGGCUGUUUGUUGAGGGGAUUGAGGAGAAUUUGAGGGGUAAUAGAGGGGAUUCGGUGUGAGAGUCAAUAGGCGAAUGAUACGCAGCGAAUAUCUAUUUUUUUUUUGAACGUCGAGACGGCCAAAAUCACAUUAAUUUCGCCAAGGAGAAAGUGUAGUGUGUCAAAGUCUGUGAUAGUAUUUAUUGAAGAGAAUUUUAUGGAGAAAUUUGAGAUAAUCCGUGCUCCAUGUUGAAUCCGUUUUGGAAUAAAACCAGUCAUCAAGUCACCAGGCGGACAAAGUAAAUUCUAGAUAGGCUUUAUAUAUUUAUUUAUAUCUGUGAUACACUGAUAUACAACGGUACAGCCGUUCCUGGUCAUUGUCUUUGACGUGGGGGAACGCAGUGGGAUUUUAAGGACGAGGGGGAAAAUUGAUUUUUCUUCCCACCUUUUUUGAGAGGGCUGUCUUUUGGUGAAUCGUCGUUAAAUAUUCGGGGACGCUGAUUGUUGUAUCAGUAAAUGAAAAACAACCUAGUGGAUAGGCGUUUUUUUGUAUAUACGACUGACUUUUUUACGAUUAUUAAACGAACCGGUGCGAGAGGCUUAGAGUUUAAAGGAGUAGGAUAUUGUUGUUGGGAGAUAUUGUAACUGACGAGUUACUUCUCACAUUGAUUAUUCUAUCGACGUCGGUUCCACGGCUAAUAUGGUUGAGAAAAUACUGGAAGAGCGAGAGGAUGGGCGUCAGGACGCUCUCAGAGUGGAAGGAAAUGGUCGAGAGGUAGCUUCAACUGGAGAACCAUUGAGUUCAGUUCAAGCUAGACAGGAGGAGGCCCGACGUAGACGACGCAGGAAGCAACGUUCAGGCUCAUCACUUGUCUCGUCAUGCUUCCAAGAUUUGUACAAGUUGACUGGAGAGGUACUUGGGGAGGGAGCUUAUGCCUCUGUACAAACAUGCACCUCUUUGUACACCGAGUUGGAAUAUGCUGUGAAGAUUAUCGACAAGAUACCUGGCCAUGCUCGUACUCGGGUUUUUAAAGAGGUUGAGACAUUUCAUCAUUGUCAGGGGCAUCCCAACAUCAUUCAACUUAUUGAAUUUUUCGAGGACGAUGAGAGAUUCUAUCUGGUUUUUGAGAAAAUAAAUGGUGGACAGCUGUUGAGGAGGAUUCAGGAGCGGGUUCACUUCAGUGAGAGGGAAGCCAGUCAGAUUGUUAAGGAGAUUGCUGGGGCGCUGAAUUUCCUUCAUAAGAAAGGGAUUGCACACAGGGAUCUGAAGCCUGAAAAUAUUCUCUGCGUUUAUCCAGACAAACUGACGCCAAUCAAAGUCUGUGAUUUUGAUCUUGGCUCGGGAAUAAAAUUCAACAAUUCGUUGUCAAGCCCUGUGGCAACACCACAGCUAUUAACACCAGUUGGUAGCGCUGAAUUCAUGGCUCCAGAAGUCGUUGAAGCAUUCAUUGGUGAAACAAGUUAUUACGAUAAACGAUGCGAUUUGUGGAGUCUUGGUGUUAUCAUGUACAUUCUGCUGUGUGGAUAUCCACCGUUCUAUGGUAAUUGCGGCACUGAGUGCGGCUGGGAAAAGGGUGAGAACUGUCAGGCUUGUCAGGAAUCACUGUUCACCAGCAUUCAGCAGGGAAGGUAUGACUUUCCUGAGCGCGAAUGGAGAGCAAUCUCUGAGGAUGCCAAGGAUCUAAUUCGCGGAUUGCUGGUUAAAGAUGCACACCAACGACUCAGCGCUGAAUGCGUACUCAAUCAUUCGUGGGUUAAUCCAGGACCUACACCAACAUCAGCUGGUGACAGGCCGCUAAUAACGCCGGAAAUUAUCAGGAGAAAUAAUUCUGCACGCGAGCUGUCUGUAUUUGCUGAGUCAGCAAUGGCUGUUAAUCGUGUGGUUCAUCAACAUUUCUCAAUGAAUCUCAAUGAUCUCGCUGAAAGUCGUGAACCGAGACUCUCAACAUCAUCCACUGACGAGGACAAUCAUCCCUACGGUCAUCUGUCAGACUCGAGCAGUGAAUUGUCAGAGCCAAGCAAAAACUGUGCGACACACUCAUCUGAGGAAUUUGAGAUUGGUCCAAGGCGCAAGUCAUUCUCCAUGAAUUCAGCUGUUGAUUCGUCUGAUCCAAAAAUCAUCGGUAAGAAUCGUCUUCUUGGUAAAGAAUCAUUGAAUCAGCUCUUUGGCUUGUCCCCACCGAGUGAGAGUAGACUUAUGCAACGUCGCAUCAAGGCACGUUCCAGUCUUCUUGGCAGUCAGAAUCCAGCAAUUGUUGCUUCUCCAAGUGGCUGAAAUUCUCUCUCCAUCAUCUUUUUUCUUCAGUUUUUUCGUAUUUUUUUUUCCGCAAUUUUUUUUAGUCUUUCGAGAGGAAAUUGUAUUCCCAUUUCUACACAUUUGCCAUAAUUUUGUUGGAGAUUUCAAUGAUGCAGAGUCACGGGAAAUAGCUCAAAUUCAGAUUUGAAGGUUUUUUUACUUGAGGAAAAUUCAGUGAGAUCCAUAUUCUUCUGGGUUCAAUAGUUUUUUUGGUGUAUCGUUGAAGGUAAAUAUGUCGACAGCUUCGUAACAGAUCAAUUCAUGUGCAGAAACUAUUUAAUUUUGCGAAAAUUGCGGAAUAACCAGAAAAUAUGGCGCAAAACAUGAAAACUGGAUUUUCAAUUUAAUUACAUUUUUAUCACUUAUGUCUGCCCUUUAAUCUGCCCACCUAAACUCUUCAAGGGUACGACACAAAAAACUGGAACAAUAAUUGGCACUUAUCAUCGUUCUUGAAUUAUCAAUUCGAAAAAUAAUUCAGACAAUUGUGACAUAAGCUCCAAAUGCUGGAAGAGAUGGAAAACACCCCAGAAAAUUAUGAACCCAAAGCCAUAUUUCUUUUCUCCAUCGUUAUAUCUUGUAGGACGUAGUCUAGACAUUCACUCAAAGUGAACCCAAAAAACUAAAAAAAAAAACAAAAAAUAAUAAAAGAAACAAAAAAAAAUUAAAAAUUAGUACCUGUAAUAAGUAUAGGAUGGAUGAAGUACAAGACAUGUGGAUAUGAGCGAUAUCAGAGAUAUCAGAGAUAUCAGAGGAAUGAUUGAUGGAGUAAUUGAGGCAGGAUUAUUUGAGUGAGACUCUGUCGAAUUGAAUCAGAGAAUUAGACAGAUUGGCUAGUUUGAUCAUAUCGAAAUUGAGCGACGAAAAAUGGAGAAAUGUUUGCCGACUACGUUCCGCGAGUUAUGUUUAUAGAUACAAACCAGUAUUUUCUUUUGCACUUCAUGAAUUAUUUUCUGCUCCCCCCCCUUUCCCCCGCGCUGUUCAUUUUAUCAUGUAUCAUUUUGUUUAUUUUCGUUCGACGCCUCGUGUUGACAUUCAGAGGAGAAAAUUACAUUUGUGGAUUUGGAGUUUUUUUUUUGUCCGAAAAAUUAACUUCUCGAUUGAACUACAUAUAUUCCUUUAUCCCUCGUUAGUCGUCGAUUUUUAUUUAUUAUUUUAAUCGAUAUCUCAUUCUCAAUGGAUGUUACGCUUUUAUUUUCAUUUGCUAUGUAGUAAUGUCAUCGAGAUGAGAAAUUUUUGGAGGCUUUCUUUUUUAUCAGGAACGUCCUGACGAAACUUAUAUGUAAAAAUGAAUGAGUUUUGCUAUGAGAACAUUCGGUGGGAGAAUACGAAACACGAUAAAUGGAACAUUGAAAUUACCUCUGGAUUAGGACUGGUUUAAAAAUUGCAUUUUCCGUAAGACAAGAGAAUAAUCAACGCCUUCAUCAGUGAAAGUCCACUUGUGCGAAUUUUUUUCGGGAGUGUUUCAAUGUUUCGGGAGUAUAGUGCAUUCCAAGCUUUCUUAACUCAAGCAGAUCUGCAAUUUUUCUUCUAUUUCUUUCUUAGAAGUUCUGCAAAAAUGGUGGACAUGUAAAAGUACACAGUUGUAAUGGAGUCGAAAAUAAUUCUUUAUUUUUUUUUUGCCGGUUUGUUUCUUCGUUUAUCUUAUUUCGCCACAAAAUUGUGCAAGAAUAUGAGGAUAAGGUAAAAGAAAAAGAAAAAUUUGGAAUUUGCUCAUCUCCCCUCAAUGUAAUCAUUCAAUUUCUUCCUUUCAUGCAUUCGAGAUAAUUCGCACGAGAGGACUGGUUCAUGUAAUUUGUAGAAUGCAUAGUUUUUUUUUUUAUUUCGAACAGCUCUUGGUGACCACCGACAAGUGCAGAAUUAUCCCUUGAAUUAUCCCUCCAGAGGAAGAGGAGAAGUUAAAAGAAUCGAAACAUGCGCAUAAUUCUACGCACUGUCGGCGUAGCACCAAUUGCUCCUUACAAUGUGUAAAUAAAAAAAAAAUCAUUAAUGUAUAGAAAGAUGAUAUAUAAAAUGAGAUUCGGAUCGAAUCGCAUUAUUUACUCGGGAUUUCACAUUUAUCGGUCCAUCUCCAGAAAUAAUUGAACACCAUUAAUGGAGGACAGUGGGAGAAAUUUUAUUGGAUGAUCAAGUUCUCGCAAAAUAAUACGUCCUUGAAUCAUUAUCAGAACUCGAAUGCUUCUGUGUAAUCGUGGAUGAAAUUUUCAAGUCUCAAUUGUACAAAUAAAUAAAGUUUAUACGAUAAUUUUCAGAAAAGAUGGAAAACAAUAAAAAAAAUGAUGAGGAAGUGGUUUGGAGAGAAUAUUUGUAUCAGAUUAUCAUUAGCUCAUUCUCGUAUUUCGUCUUCAUUGAGAUCGAUUGUAUCAAUUCACCAGAUUAGGGACUUCCAAAGAUAAACGCUGAUUCCACAUAGAAAAGGAGAAACCAAAUUUUUAGUCGGAAGGAUAAUUGUGAAUUAGUGAGCUGCAUGCAAUUUUUUCCGGAGAGAAAUGAUUGAAUGAGUGGAGAAUAUUAAUUCACGUAUUAUUUUUUCCAUUCAAUUUUCAUUUUCGAUGAUUGAAAAAUUGAUGCUGAGUCUCGAUUAAAGCUUCCUCUUAAUGAAAUAAAUAAAUAAAUGAAUGAAUAAAAACAGUCGAGUAAAAAAUAUCGGUUUCUAUCGAGUUGAUGUACGAGUGAUCGGAUGAAUGAGAAUGCGUGAUAUGAAGAGUGAAAAAUGAUUCAUGGAAAACAAAGGGAUGGCCAUAAUUAUCAGUCUGAAGUAAUACAUCAUUGCACCUAUAAGUGUAAUAAAAUGAGUGCGUGUGGCGACCGGAAGUAGAUAAAAGUUUUAUCAUAAAACCAUGAAUUGCAAAUUUUUAUGAUUCUGUAGUCACACUAACAAGAAUCUCAGAGAGGUACCACUGUAACAUCGAUCCAUUCUACAUUUUUUUUUUAUAAAAAAAUGUGAAAAUAGGGGGAAUGGUAAUGAAAUUUCUCUUUGCAAUUGCAUCAUCUUGAAUUCAGUUAUGAUUCACGAGUUUGGUCGCCACUGCUGUAAAAAAAAACUUUGAGGAAGAUAACAGACAUUCGUAGAGAGAAACUGAUGAAAAAAAUUUACGUUCUUUAUUGCCUUUUUUUUACGCCUACGUGGAGAUACAAGAAAUAGUGAGAAAUCAUUUUUUCAGAACGAUGAAAAAAGAUAAUAAAAAGGACCAUAUUUUAAUUGGUUGAAUUUCUCUUUCUUUUGGUUUGAUUCUUACGUUUCUUUACUUAUUAUUUUCUUAUUAACCUCCCAACUCCUAUACAAGUCUCAUUCAUCACUAAUAAAAAAACAAUCAUGAAUCCAAUUUUGUGAAAUCAAACAAUUUCACUUUUUCAUCAUUCAUUUUUUUUUUCUUCUACUUGGAAAACGCGCGCCUAGCAGAUCAAAGGCUUCACGUCAGAUUUCAUACUUUAAUCUGGCCUUCAUUUUUAUUCCUCAUCACUGCAAUGAGUAAUCAAUUUUUCCGAACGAUAUAACGAGAUAAAUCCCAAAGAAGACUAUCUGAACUGCUUGAAUCGAUUUAAAAAAUUUAAUUUUGAUUUUCCUUCGUGCAUUAUUGAUUAUUCACCACGCAAUAAACAAAAUGCUAUCAACUUCUCACUUACCACUGAUAGAAAAAAAAUUCUUGCAUUAUAUGAAUAUAAUUUUGUAACUGACAAGUCGUUUCACCUAUUUACCACUGAUCUCUUUCUUUCUUCUCUUUGAACGACGCACGUCCAUGUGAAGAUGAGUUGAAUAUGUCCACUAAUCGAUUAAUUUACGGAUGAGAAUCGUUAAUUAGUGCCUACCUGGCAGAUGAAAGGUAUUAUCACAUCACACUUCAUCCGCCAAUCUGGCCCUCGUCCUUAUUCCUCGAGACUACAAACUAGAGAAUGAAAAAAUGGGAAAACCAAAAAAAAAAAACUAAA